GAAAAACAGCGGGGAAAAAAAUUACGGAGGAAAACCGAAAAGGGCACGAGCACAUUACGCCGCGGCCGUGUUGUCGCCAAGGCGAGGCGCAUUCCGUGUCUCCACGCUGCCUAGCUCGAUCGGACCUGCCGGCGGACGGACGGACGGACGUUUACCCAUGCCCAUGUCUAUGUGAGAGGCCCGGCCGCCGCUGCCCCCGUCUCCCCUGCCGAUGCGCGUUUGAGAUGCCAUUAUUCCGGCUCGGCUCCUAACCACUCUCCCCGGAACGACGACGAUACCGCCGACCGCGCGGCGGCCCUGUGACGCCGCGCGCCCUCAUGGCGUCAACCGAGCAACUGGCGUCGUCCCCCGCGGGAGGGCCGCCAGGGCCGAAGGCACGGGCAGCACCGCCUCCGGAAUCAUCGUCGUCGCCGCCACCCCCGCCGAAGGCUUCCUCGUCGUCUCCUCCGCCGCCGACACCGCCGCCGCCACCGUCGAAGCAGUCGUCCCCGCCUCCCCCGGCCCACAACAGCACGACGUCGCCGAACACACCAGCGACCCCGCCAGAGAAGUCUCCGGCGGCUUCCCCUCCUCCUCCGGCCUCGCCGCCGCCACCAAGCCGGUCCUCUCCUCCUCCUUCGCCGUCUUCGCCGCCCCCGUCGCCACCUCCGCAGUCUUCGCCGCCGCCGCCCGCGGCGUCGACGUCGCAGCAGUCGCCUCCGGCACCGGAACCGACCAAGCCACCGACACCCCCGUCGUCGGAGAAGCCCGGAGCAGCCGCCGGGACGACGGCCUCGUCACCUCCCCCAAAUGCGGGACAACCGCCACCGCGCGAGACACCGUCGACGCCACCGGACACCGCCGGUCACCAGCCACCUCCGCCGGCGCCCACGCAAAUGCUGCCUCCUCCGAUGGCGCUGACGGUGAUCAUGCCGGGCGGCGUCUCUGGCGGCCCACCUGCAGGCGGCAUGUGGAGGUCCCCGCCUGGGCCCCCCGCGGGUGGGGGUGGGUCGGGCAGCAACAGCAACAUGAAGAACGAGGCGGUGGUCAUCGGGAUCUCCGUUGCCGGGCUGGUCCUGGCACUGGCGUCGCUGCUGAUAAUCGCGUGCGCAACCGGCAAGCAGGGCAACCGGGGGAGGAAGCGGGAGCGGCACGCGUCGCGCAGGCACAGCAUCGUGGUGCCGGAACGUCAGUGUGGCGCAGCCGCGGGCGUGGUGUCGGCGGACGUGUACCAGCCGUCGAACGGGCCGGCGCCGUCGCCGUCGCCGAGCGGGACGUCGAGCUCGUACGACCUGUCGGGGGCCAACAAGUCGUGGUUCACGUACGACGAGCUGGCGGGCAUCACGGGCGGGUUCUCGGCGGCGAACGUGAUCGGCGAGGGCGGGUUCGGGAAGGUGUACAUGGGCGCGCUGGGCGACGGGCGGCGCGUGGCGGUGAAGCAGCUCAAGCUGGGCAGCGGGCAGGGGGAGAAGGAGUUCCGCGCCGAGGUGGACAUCAUCAGCCGCAUCCACCACCGCCACCUCGUCACGCUCGUCGGCUACUGCGUCACCGAGAACCACCGACUCCUCGUCUACGAGUUCGUGGCCAACAAGACGCUGGAGCAUCACCUGCACGGAAAAGGGCUGCCCGUGAUGGAUUGGCCGAAGCGGAUGAGGAUUGCGAUCGGAGCGGCGCGUGGGCUGACGUACCUCCACGAAGACUGCCAUCCUAGGAUCAUACACAGGGACAUCAAGUCGGCCAACAUACUCCUGGACGACGCCUUCGAGGCCAAGGUUGCAGAUUUCGGCCUCGCUAAACUGACAAACGACUCGCUGACUCAUAUCUCCACGCGCGUAAUGGGCACGUUCGGGUACAUGGCACCCGAGUACGCACAGAGCGGGAAGCUGACGGACAGGUCCGACGUGUUCUCGUUCGGGGUGGUGCUCCUGGAGCUCAUCACCGGGCGGAAGCCCGUAGACGCAUCUCAGCCACUGGGAGAAGAGAGCCUGGUUGAAUGGGCUCGGCUUCUCCUCGUGGACGCCUUGGAGACGGACGACUUCCGAGAGGUCGCCGACCCCGCGCUGGAGUGCAGGUUCUCCAAGACCGAGAUGCGGAGGAUGGUGGAGGCGGCCGCCGCGUGCGUGCGCCACUCCGCCGCCAAGAGACCGAGGAUGGUGCAGGUGUGGCGGUCGCUGGACGUGGACGAGUGCUCGUCGGACCUGACCAACGGCGUCAAGCUGGGGCAGAGCAUGGCGUACGACUCGACCCGCUACUCGGCGGACAUCGAGCUGUUCCGGCGAAUGGCGUUCGCCAACGACCUCUCCACCGCCGAGCUGGGCGUCGUGGACGAGGACGACCACCGGUACCACAACAGCAGCAAAGCCAGCUCCAGCUCCAGGCGGUACAAGUAAUCGAAACGACACGCGUGCGUGCGUGAACCACAAACACGUGAUCCAGUCCAGGCGGCAGGUCGAUCGAAUCGCGCAAAGGACCGCACGCCAGCCGCCACUACAUACGCGGCGCGCGGCUGCACGGGGGACGGUAUACGUAGUAGCGGAGAAUCGCAGAGGAGAAGCUAGCUGACGACGUGAGGCACAGCACAGCAGCAGGCGGCAAUAAUCUUCGUUUGAGCUAGCUAGCACGGUAUCUGUACGUACGCUGCUAUUCACUGCGUGCUGUUUGCUUUUGUGUGUACAGCCGUGCAAUUCUUGUCGCCUAUAACAAAAGAAAACCGCUUGGCAUACGGUACAACCACGUCCAUCUGGUUAUUAGACGCUCUCCAACGGUCCACUCAAGCCUCCCCCUCCCCUCGCGAGAGUGCAUCAUCUCCGAAACGCCUACCAUUAUAUAUAUGUGUUACUGAACUGUAUAUG
Zea mays is the source of this 2831-nucleotide messenger RNA. Its product is annotated as proline-rich receptor-like protein kinase PERK12. The transcript has 7 exons. NCBI's taxonomy places the organism in Eukaryota, Viridiplantae, Streptophyta, Magnoliopsida, Poales, Poaceae. Gene Ontology annotation, molecular function: protein kinase activity; ATP binding. Bases 318 to 2369 code for a protein of 683 amino acids. Gene Ontology annotation, biological process: protein phosphorylation. The record is from RefSeq and is a predicted model, not a curated record.